AGAUUUAUUUGAAAUACACAAAGACCCCUUUUAAUUUCUAGGGUUUUAGGGGUGUGCCGAAGCAGCAGCUGCCAUGGAAGAAAGUGGAGUAGAUGAAGGAGGAAUAAACCCACACAUAAGAGCUAAUCAUAUCAAGAAAAGGGCUUUAAAGAACAAAUCUCUAUCUAUUUCUUUUAAUGAAAAAGAUCUCACUGAUUAUGUGACUGGGUUUCAUAAGAGAAAGAAGAAGAGGAGAAAAGAAGGGCAGCUUCAACAGCAGGAAGCUGAGCGCCGAAAGCGUAUCGAGAAACGGAAGCAGAGGAAGCUUGAAAGAGACUUUGUUCAAAAUGGGGAAGCUCCACCAACCACUGAUGAGGUACCCGAUGAAGGGGAGGAGGAAAACGAGGAGGAAGAAAUUGAUAAAAUUGCAACAGUUUCAGGCACAACAAUGUAUGAUAAUGGUGAUGUAAAAGUGGUGGUCACGACAAGUGAAAUAAAUGACGAUGAAGAGGAGCUUAAAAGUGAGAAGAUGGAAGGUGAUGUACCAAGGCUCACUACAGGAUCCAAAGAGAAGCAACACAAAAUUCCUGUGAGUAAGAAAAAACCUUUCAAAAGAGUUGAAAGAAGAAAAUCUCGGCCAAAACCACAGAGUAAAAGAGAAAAGAGGAAGGGAAAGAUUCAAAGUACCAAACGUUAACGGUUAACUAUCUUUUACACCUGUAAGAGUACUAUUAUACUGUUCUGAAUCCCCUGGCAGUAGCUUUCCUGUAAACAAACAUAUAGCAUCACAAUUUAAUUGCUUUAUCCUUUAAAUUCAAAUUAUGAAACCUCUUUAUUCUGAAA
Messenger RNA from Daucus carota subsp. sativus, 822 nucleotides. RefSeq names its product ribosomal RNA-processing protein 17. Bases 74 to 676 code for a protein of 200 amino acids. Lineage: Eukaryota; Viridiplantae; Streptophyta; Magnoliopsida; Apiales; Apiaceae. The transcript has 4 exons. Gene Ontology annotation, molecular function: rRNA binding. The record is from RefSeq and is a predicted model, not a curated record. Gene Ontology annotation, cellular component: nucleolus.